Daldinia loculata is the source of this 2467-nucleotide messenger RNA. RefSeq names its product zf-MIZ-domain-containing protein. The coding region runs from base 413 to 1900 and encodes 495 amino acids. The record is from RefSeq and is a predicted model, not a curated record. Gene Ontology annotation, molecular function: zinc ion binding; SUMO ligase activity. NCBI's taxonomy places the organism in Eukaryota, Fungi, Ascomycota, Sordariomycetes, Xylariales, Hypoxylaceae. The transcript is spliced from 7 exons. Gene Ontology annotation, biological process: protein sumoylation.
CGUCGCAGGCACCUCCAAAAGCCCCCGUACCUUUUUUUCCCCGUUGCCAAAUCUGUUGAAGCUGAUAUUCCUCCUCUGCAUAUUUUAAUGGCCAAACCAACCUAGCCCGACCCAGUUUUGCUUAUAAUUGGAAUAACAAUUAACAAUUCUUGGGGGUAGAGAUAUCGACUUAUCAACUUAUCGACUUUGGACGAAGCUCGAAUUAGGUACCUACCUACCUAGGUAAGCCUGGGAGUUGGCAGGCGCGAUUUGUCGUGCGUGAGAAAUCGCAGUGCAGUUGUUUGGCCAGCCUUACAGCGAAAUUUGGUACUUGUUUAGCGCACAUCGGAGCCUUCCUCAUGAGGCGGCUCCUUUGGACAACGUGCAACUGCGACCGCGACUGCCCUAACUGCCUUGCGAGACGGUAGCAAUCAUGUCCUCUAACAACACCGAUAUUCGAUCCCUCGAGCGAAUCAUAUCCACUUUGCUUAAUAAACAGUUACAACACAUCUGCUCAUCCCAUGGAUUGAGAACAAGUGGGGUUAAGGCCGAUUUACAGAAUCGCAUCAAGAAUGCGCUCCACGAAAACUACCAGUCCGACCCCGCGAACUACAUCGCGAUACGCGACACGAUAAUGAACAUCCGAGGAGGAAACUCUGGUCCACAGAGUUCCAGUAUGCCCCAACCGGGUCACGGCUAUAGCAACGGCGCCAGUGUUGUCGGGAAUGGCGCCGGGUAUCCCAUUGCUUCUAGAGCACCUCAUUCAGACAACAUCUUCAAGAAUACGCCCUUCUACACUAUCGAAAAGAGGAUCGGCCCGCUUCACACGUGUCCCGUCAUGAACAACCACCGAAAUUCCAUCACCAUAACCUUGAAAGCUAGCGACUACCCAGAUCUUGGGCGAUGCGCGACUUACUCGCCUACUAAGCUCAUGGUAUUCUGCGGAAGCGAAAAUACGGGGCUUCAGGAUAUCCAGUUCCCUCACCAGUCCGAAGUCAAGGUGAAUGACGACGACGUAAAACAUAAUCUUCGAGGCCUCAAGAAUAAACCAGGAUCAACCCAUCCGGUUGACAUCACCCCCUUUUUAAGACUGAAGCAGACCAACUAUACUAACAAAGUCGAGUUUACUUAUGCUCUAACCACUAAGAAGUUCUACCUGGCGUUAUACGUAUGCAGAACACAUCCAAUCGAUGAACUAGUUACGAGGAUCAAGGCGAAGAAGAUAUCCAAAGCUUCGGUCAUUCGCGAGAUCUCCAAGAAAGCCAACGAUCCAGACGUUGUAGCAACUUCCCAAAACCUAUCUCUAAAGUGUCCGCUUAGUUAUGCAAGAUUAAAGGUUCCCUGCCGAGGAAUAUCAUGCAACCAUAUCCAGUGUUUUGACGCGAAUUCAUUCAUGCAGCUCCAAGAACAGGGUCCGACUUGGAAUUGUCCAAUCUGCUCUAAAUCUGCGCCGUUUGAGAAUCUAGCGAUAGACGAGUACGUACAGGAGGUCUUGGAGAACACUCCCGAGUCAUGCGAGCAAGUCACCAUUGAGCCAGAUGGUCAAUGGAGAGUAAAGUCGGAAGAGCCAGAACCGACCCGAUCUCGGGCUCCUAACGGUACCAAGAUAGAGGACGAUGAUGAUAUAUCGAUUCUCUCCGACACCCACGCUUUUGGCAACGGUACUCCCGGUGGGCCAAUAGGCAGCGUGAGGAAUGCCAUGAGCACACCGAGUCGCUCUUUUCUUGGCGGCGGAACGCCCAACGGCGGUCAUCGAGAGACGCCGAAUACGCAAAGGUCGGGAAGUAGUAAGCGGCCGGCAGAGGUUAUUGAUCUUACCCUCAGUAGCGAUGAGGAUGACGAGCCUAUUGUUCGCCCUCCAAAACGUCAAAACCUAGGACCGACUAAUGGCCUGAACUUUCCUUCUGCAUACAGCUAUUAGGAAUAUACGUCCUGCGCGCCACAGCCGCGCGACGCAGUGGAUUUUUUACAACAUCAGACAAUGGAAUUCGUAGAAGAGUGGAUGAAGGUACUCCUACGAGACUAGGAAGUUGGUUAACAUUAGGGCAUUAGUAAUUGUUGCGCAAAGUGGGAGUGGGCGAGAGUAGUUUCUACAACGGAUAUUACGACGUUUUCAUGAAAAGGCAUAUCUUGCGGCAUGGAAUUCGGCAUUAUCGGAAGUUCGAUACGGAGCCUUUUUUUUCUUUUGUCUUUCACCUCUCCGUCCCUAGUUCUCUCUGUACAUAGAAUGCGACCAUCCCCUUGUGCAGGCAAGGUACGGGUAUGAUAGGGGCAGGAGGGGAUGGUCAUGGUCACCUCGGCGUUAGGGGUGGAAAUACCUAUUGCUUUAUGGAGGCUACAUAUGGCUGGAGUUGCGAUCGAGAGGACCAGACCGAAGCGUUUGGACCCGGUGGACUAUAGGUCUUUACCAGUAGGCUCAUUUAAAAGUGAAUAAUAAAAACCCGAUGCAUUAGAAUGACCUGGCGACGAGUUAACUCUUCCCUGUUUG